Molecule: messenger RNA, 1378 nt
Organism: Trichoderma asperellum CBS 433.97
Lineage: Eukaryota; Fungi; Ascomycota; Sordariomycetes; Hypocreales; Hypocreaceae
Biological process (GO): lipid homeostasis
Cellular component (GO): membrane; endoplasmic reticulum
Source: RefSeq, a predicted model, not a curated record
CCCCUAAAGAUCCCUUCCCUUCUUCUUUGCACGUCAUCUUCAUGUUUCUUUAUUCUGUACGGACGCCCUUCCUUUUGUGAUCUUGCAACAAAUUCGAGAAUAUUCUACAGAAUGAAGGACCCUUUCUUCAUUCCGCCAAUACCAUGGCUGUCCGAGCUGGUGCGGCCCUGGUGUGACCGCUUCGACCUUCCCUCGCUACCGGACCACGUUCACGAAGUCCUCCUGUCCGCCGUCUUCUAUUCAAUCAUCUUCUGGCCGAUUUCACCACUGCUGUCGCGAUUAAUAGCGCCUCAGCACUACUUGAAGCUGUCUCGAAAAAGACGACUGAACUGGGAUGCACAUGUCGUGUCAUUUAUCCAGAGCACGCUGAUCAACGUCAUCGCCAUUUGGGUUAUGAUAGUAGACCAAGAGAGAAAGAACAUGGAUUCGGAAGAGAGAAUAUGGGGCUACACUGGCGCUGCAGGCAUGGUCCAGGCAUUGGCAGCUGGUUAUUUCGUAUGGGAUCUGUACGUGACCAGCACUAAUCUGGAUGUCUUUGGGCUCGGGACUUUGGCGCACGCGAUCGCAGCUCUGCUGGUCUAUACACUUGGUUUUCGGCCUCUUGUGAACUAUUAUGGAUGCGUCUUCAUUCUAUGGGAACUAUCCACGCCCUUCCUGAAUGUUCACUGGUUCUUUGACAAGGUCAACAUGACUGGCUCUAGCGCACAGCUUUAUAACGGCAUUCUCCUGCUCUUCACUUUCUUCUCUGCCCGACUCAUCUACGGUACCUUCCAGUCCUUUUGCGUCUUCAGAGACAUGUGGGCCGCCGUCAACGCCCACCCUACAAAGGCAUUCUCCCAAUCGCUCGUCAUGCAGUAUGCGACUUCAGAAUCCACCGUCCCGACUUGGAUUGCAGUGUCAUAUCUCGCAUCAAAUAUCACCCUCAAUACCCUCAACUUCUACUGGUUUAUCAUGAUGAUACGGGCAGUUCUCAAGCGAUUUAAGCCAAAUGAAGAGCAUACUAGCGCUACAGAGGUCGAAGUCGACUUAUCUUCGGUUGCUUCUGGAGUGUCUAUGGGCACGGGGCUGCAACAUCGGAAACAGGCGACGUCUUGAAAUUUUGAGAAGUAUGAUGAUCUGCCUUGGUUAGACUAUGGUGCUCGUGAUGUUGUCAUUUAGAAGGGUAUAGAGCUUAUUGGGUGGGCAACGCGGCGCAGUCAGGCGACCUAGGAGGUUGCGGGUAUAAUAUUUGCUAGUGCUAUUUGCGGGGUCUAUUUUAGUAUCGGGUUUUAAUUGCUAUAUAGGACUUGUCACUGUUUAACUACUUCACGCUCAUGUAUGAAUAUAAACGAACCUAUUUCUCCCCCUGCGGGAGCUUAUAAAAUACAAGACCUUCUUU